AUGUGGAUGGCUAUUACUGAGGAGUGGAGUGCAGUCAACAAAGAAAUCACAAGGAAAGAUUUAACAGAAACCCUCAAGACUUCAGGUGUGGAGACCAAGAGAGCUGCAGAGCAGGUCACCAGCGCAGACCAGGGUGUUCGGAGGCCUGGACAAGCACUGACGCUGUCGGGCGGCUGGCUGUCAGCCGCAUCACAGCCAGAUAGUCAAAAUGAAGACCAAAAGCACAGAGAAAAGACAUUUCAGAAAGAGAAGUCUGUUCAUGACAUAGACACUCAUAAACAUGAACACAAAGACAGAGGGAAGAGUAAGGAGAGAAUGAGAGAGAGAUUUAAAUCUGGUGAAAGAGAUGGGGAUAAAAUGAGAGAGAGAGAAAGGGGAAAAGAGCACCAGAGAGAAGGAGACCGAGAGAGAUACCAAGAUAAGCUUCAAGAAUCAAGUUUGGAGAAGGAAAGAUACCAUGUACCAAAAGAUAAAGACAGGGAGAGCAAUAGAGAACGAGACAAAAAGCAUAAAAGACAUGAGAUAAAGCAAAUAGAUACACAAACCAAUCUGAAAUCAUUUGAAGAAAGAGAUAAAGAACAUCAUAGAAGAAGAGAAAGCAGGCAUCAUUUAGAGGAGGAGAAAACAAGAAGCGAAGAGCGAGAAAGAAGACAUACAGAAAAGAAGGAUAAGGAUACUAAAAAGAGCAUUGACAAAUUUUUAGCCUACAAAGCUGAAGAAGGUGAACGUGUAUACAAGUUACAGAAAGAUCGAGAGUUGGAUAAAGAGGGAGAAAGAAGACACAGAGAAAAAAAAGAAUAUUCUGUUGGGCCAGGAAAAGAGAGGUUCUCAAAAGAGAGAAGUCAUAAACGUUAUGAAAAGGAAGAGGAAGAAAAACAUAAAUUAAAAAGAUCUAAAGAGGGAUCUUCCCAUGGAGACAGGGAAGGGACUGUAAGAGAUAAAGGAAAACUCAUUGAAAAAGAGGAAAGAGACACAAGACAAGAGGAAGUGAAAGAUACACGCAUCUAUAAUUCAGACACAGGAUUUGAUAACUUUUCAGCAAAUUAUGAAGAUGAUUUUGAAGAUUAUGAAGAUGAUUUUGAUGAUGACGAAGACAAAAGUGGUGAAGAAAGAGGUGCAGAAGAAAACCUAAGAGAGAUUCCGUUUUCCAGAACAUCAGAAAUUGAAGAAAUUCAAAGAGCAAUUAGUGCAGAAAAUGAUAGAAUUUGCACUUCACUGUCAAAGAAAAUUGAAAAUGUGAAAAAGGAACCAAUCAUGGAAAGGCAAUAUCCUUCUGUCAGAAACUCUUCUUGUGGAAUAUUCAUGGAUUUUCAAAUGGCAAACCAACGACAGAGUAGCCGAAGUAUGGCUAGUAAGCAGAAAAAACGGAGUUCAGAACUUCUCCCACUGAUUGAUCUGGACUUCUCAGUUAGUUUUUCCUUAUUGGAUUUGCCUCCUGUAAAUGAGUAUGACAUGUAUAUCAGGAAUUUCGGUAAAAUGAACACUAAGCAGGCAUAUGUUCAGUGUAAUGAGGACAAUCUUGAGAGAGACAUUCAGACUGAGGAAGUUGAGACAUUGGAGAAAUGGACACAGCAUCCAGGAGAAAGUGCCCUUGUAUCUGGAGGUGAAGAACAUUUUAAUCGUAUUCUUUUAUGGACGUAUGCAUCUCUAACACCUAAAAUUGAUUCACAAAGAUUAGCAAAUUUCCUCCGGUCUGCUUGUCAGGUGAUUGCUGUUUUGCUAGAGGAAGAUCAAGUUGCAACACAACCCAGGUGGAAACUAAGAUCUCGACAAACCAGUCUGUCUAUUAGUGAUAGCUGUUUCCAGUUAAAUACUAACCAGCCAUUCCUCCAUGACCGAAAAAUAUCCUGCCUAUGUGUCUCUCAGGUUCAGAGGCAGACACUACUUUCUGUUCAUGGAUUACCUGAAAAGGCAGGUGUUGGUUUACUGCACAGAAAGAGCAUCAUAUGUGUUUGGAACAUCUGGCAGCCCUCUAGUCCUCAGAAAGUUUUAAUAUGUGACUCAGAGGUGAUAUGUUGCUGCUUUAGUCCCAAUAAAACAACACUAGUUUUUGCUGGAACAAUAGAUGGUUCAUUGUUGGUGUGGGAUCUUCGAGAAGACUCAAGAAUGCAUCCUCAUAUGAUGAUCAGUGAAACUGACUGGACAUUUAGAGUUCCAACAUUUUCCACUGAUGGCAUUCUAAACUCAGUAAACCACACCUCUCCUAUACUAGCAGUGGAACCUGUCUCAACCUCUCUCAACACUGAUCAGAAUUAUGGGCUCUCAAGCCUCUCUUAUCAGGAGGAAAUGUCAGGCCCUCCAUUUCAGAUAGCUUCAAUGGAUGAAAAUGGAAUCCUCAAUAUGUGGGUAGUUGUUGAAUUACAAAAGGUGGAUUUAGCUGGUUCACAAACUGAUUUAGGUUUAAUUCCUGGAGGGAAAGUGAAGUUAGUUCAUAGCUCUGCUAUGGAAUUGAAUAACAGCCUUUUCCCAAAGGAUGUGCGCCAGAGAAUGCCCCAGACACUGACUAUUAAAUUUCUGUCUUCUAAUCCUAAUCAUUUCAUUGUUGGAACAAACAUUGGGCUGGUAGGCCAUAGUACAAGACAUGAUUUAAAAGUUCUUCCAAAGCUAUUCAGACCCCAGGAGAGCGGACUGAGAUCAAUAAGCAUCAAUACAAUUGAUUUCUUCCCUUUUGGAAAGCCACUAUUUUUGGUUGGCUGUUCAGAUGGAAGUAUUAGAUUACACCAAAUGACAUCAGAGUAUCCCCUCAUGCAGUGGAAUGACAGCACAAAUGGCCAGCCAGUUAUUGCCCUGCAGUGGGCUUUAACAAGACCCUCUGUGUUUUUUGUCCUGGAUGCAUCAUCUAAUAUUUACAUUUGGGAUCUUCUGGAAAAUGAUUUGCUGCCUGUGGCAAAGCAGACCAUUCCAUCAGAGAAUGUUGUGACUAUGGCUCUGCUGGGAGAACCAGAAAAAACAAAUGGAUUGUUAGGCCUUGCACUGGCCAAAGAAUCUGGAGAGAUAGACAUACAGUAUGUAAAGGAGAAGUGGGCAUUACCUCAGCCUGGGGAAUCUGAAAAACUACAUUUGCUUUUAUUGCAGUCUUUCUAGAAAUGAAACAACUCUCUGGGUGUACAAAUUAUUGCAAAAUAUUUAGAUUAUUUUUUACUGUAAUUAGAAGUUUUAUAAUAUAAUUUUGUAUUUGUAUAUAACUUGUAUAUAUUUUAAAGUAUUUCAGCUGAAACCAUAUAUUUUAUCACAAUAAUGGCAGAAUCAAAUUUAGCAUUAUUGUAUUCAAAAAAAUGAGGAACUGUUUUUCAGUAUUGAAUAGUCUAAAUGUAUAUAUUUUCACAAAAAUACUGAAAAUAUAUUCCUAUAAAUUA
Messenger RNA from Charadrius vociferus (killdeer), 3356 nucleotides. It is a transcript of the gene DYNC2I1, whose product is annotated as WD repeat domain 60. Gene Ontology annotation, biological process: intraciliary transport. Gene Ontology annotation, molecular function: dynein light chain binding; dynein heavy chain binding. The transcript has 22 exons. The record is from RefSeq and is a predicted model, not a curated record. Bases 1 to 3084 code for a protein of 1027 amino acids. Gene Ontology annotation, cellular component: cytoplasmic dynein complex. NCBI's taxonomy places the organism in Eukaryota, Metazoa, Chordata, Aves, Charadriiformes, Charadriidae.